CGUCAAAACCGCGCAAAUGCCCCGUCAAAACCUUUCAUCAUAGGUCAAUUGACCUGGUAUAAUUAUCGGUUCGCGACAACACCUCACAAUUGCUCGCAUCACAAGUCUAAUGUCUAAUAUGCUGUCUCUUGCGCUCGCGCUGGUAGGAUCAGCCUCGGCUUUAACAUUGCCGACAUUCCUCCAAAGCCAGAGUCAAGCUCAAUCACCACUUCGGCCUCUGGACCAUUCGCAAAACUACAAGUUUGAUCCUUUGUUGCAUCUCCCUGGUAUCUCGCCAUACUUUGAUGCAGUCGGUUUUGGUCUCGAGCACCAACCUCCCAUCGGCUGCAACGUCACCGCCGCAUCGUACAUCAUCCGACACGGUGCCAUCUACUCCAACGACGCUGAAUACGAGGAAUACAUCAAGCCUUUCCUCUGGAAGCUCGAACAACAUCGCCAAGGAUGGACUGGCCCAUUGGCCUUCAUGGAGAAGUGGCAGUCCCCAAUCUUGGAAGAUAGGUUGGAGGAACUGACACCCUCUGGCGCUGUGGAUGCUGAGCUGGUAGGCAAGCAUCUGUUGCAACGAUACCAUCACCUCGUCCCAGACACGAAGAGGAUAUUGGCAGACAAGAAGAGCAGGACGUUUGACACGGCUGAGAACUUUGUCAAGGCGUUCCCGCAAAAGGACGACAUCGAGAUCGUCAGGAUUACGGAAAACACAAAUGGAAGCAUGGAGAGCUUGAUUCCACACAAGUCGUGCAAAAACUUCUCCAAGAAACCUGGUGAGAAGCAGCAGAAGAAGGUCAUCGAUCUCUAUGGUGCUAGCGUCGCGCAUCGCCUCUCGCCUUACACACCGCUCAAGCUUGAGCCCAAGGAUGUUGUCGGCUUCCAAAUGCUGUGUGGUUACGAGUCUGCUAUCAAGGGCGAGCGAAGCCCCAUCUGCGAGCAAUUCACAGACUCGGAAUGGAUGGCGUACGAGUACGCAUGGGACCUGAAAUAUGCCUACAUGGUCGGUCCUCUCAACCCUCUCUCUCCUUACCUCGGUUUCCCGUGGCUCCAGGCUCAAUCUGAACUUUUCGCACACAUUGAAAAGCAUGACACACCCGGCGAUGGCUGGCCCGAUCAGCAGCGCUUCUUUCUCGGUUUCACUCAUCGCGAAGUCCCGCCUUUCAUCGCCACUGCUCUUGGGUUAUUCAACAGCUCUUCCGACGCCGCAGAGCAGUUUCCCACCGACCACAUCAACUGGACGCGUGCAUGGAAGAUGAGCGACCUGAUUCCCUUCCUUGGCCACGUUGGUAUGGAAAAGAUGACCUGCGAGCGUGGUGGCGUUCAUGGCGACGAGCCAGGCACCUAUGUAAGAUUCAUUGCUAACUCUGCACCAAGGCCAAUUCCUGAUUGCCAGGAUGGUCCCGGUGCGAGUUGCGAGUUUGGAAUAUUUAGAAAAAUCAUUGGAAAGGGCGCAAAGUCUCACAAGGACUUUCACAAGGUUUGCGAUAAGAAGAAGUGCAAGGACGCUACUUGUGUAGAGGAGGAGGAGGUAUAGGGAUUGCGUUCCGCAUCGACCUUUGGAGGACGGGCUGUAUAUACAUCACCCUUGGAGUCUGCAAUGCUGAUUACAAUCACCUUACGAAGAAGUUGGCCGAUGUGUUUUCCCCUCUCUUUUCGCAACUUUUCGUAACGUUCAGGAACAACG
This is a messenger RNA of Alternaria alternata, 1672 nucleotides long. RefSeq names its product phosphoglycerate mutase-like protein. Gene Ontology annotation, cellular component: fungal-type cell wall. NCBI's taxonomy places the organism in Eukaryota, Fungi, Ascomycota, Dothideomycetes, Pleosporales, Pleosporaceae. The transcript is spliced from 2 exons. Gene Ontology annotation, molecular function: acid phosphatase activity. The record is from RefSeq and is a predicted model, not a curated record. Bases 110 to 1522 code for a protein of 470 amino acids.